Molecule: messenger RNA, 2622 nt
Organism: Drosophila novamexicana
Lineage: Eukaryota; Metazoa; Arthropoda; Insecta; Diptera; Drosophilidae
Product: cilia- and flagella-associated protein 58
Exons: 7
Coding region: 1-2610 (869 amino acids)
Cellular component (GO): cytoskeleton
Source: RefSeq, a predicted model, not a curated record
AUGUCAAAGGCUUCGGGCUCGGAGGACGAGCCGUUGGUGCCAGACGACUUUGAUGAUGACUUCUUCAGGGAGCUCAGCGAGAAGAUACCCGAGGCAACCAAGGCGUUGCGGCAAAAGGAUACUCCCAACAAUGCGGACAAUGUUCAGCGUCUGCUCAUCUGUGGCACACGCUACAAGAAUGAUCUGCGCAUGGAGGAGGGUCGCACGCAGGAGCUGCGCGAGCAAAUAGCUGCGCUCGAGGAGCGUCUGGAAAAUGCGGCGAACAUAAGCAAAUUGGAUAUGGCCACCAUUGAGCAGCUGCGUGGUGUUAUAGAGGGCGCCUGGAAGCAGAAGGAUGCGUCACAGAUACGCGAGCAGUCGGCACAGGACGAGGUGUUAAGUCUGCGCCAGAAACUGGAUGCUGCCGAGCAGAUGGUCAUGCACCUCAACGAAAAGGGUCGCGCCAAGAGCAACAAGCGGGAUGACAGCAAAGAAUGUGAACGACUCAAUGAUGAAAUUAAGGAGCUAAACAAGCGCCUUCAGCUGCAACGCGCUUACGCGGCGGAGGUGGAGGCCACCAUACAGGCGCUGGAGGGCAAAAACAAGGAUAUACUCAAGCUGCUGGAUGAAACCUCCAGCGAUGCGUGCAAUUUGAAGCGUAAGAGUGAUGCUCUGUCCAAGGAGCUGGCUGCCAUGAAAAGCGAGGAGACCAAAUAUCUGGAGCAGAUAGCACACAUCAAGACGACCAAUGAGCAUCUGACCAAGGUCAAGGUGCGUCAGAAUCUGCAAAUACUCUCGCUGAAGACGAACAUGGAGCAUCUGAAUACGUUGCACAACAGCACCUGCAAUAAGCUGGCCAAGAUUACGGUGGAUCUGGAGUAUACGGUGCAGGAGCGGGACAAGAACAAACGUGCCUUAAAUCAGCGCAUUAAUCUACUUAAGGUGCGCGAGGAUGAGCUCAUCAAGCUGCGCCAAGACAACGCCAAGCUGGCCAAAUCACAGGAGACCAUCGCACGCAAAUACGGCGGUCUGGAGAUGUCCAAGCAGGAGGUGGAGCAGGAGAAUAUGCGGCUCAAAACCCAGCUGGGCACCCAAGACAAGGAGCUGGAGUCCAUGCGUCGUGUGGUGCAUCACUUCGAGAAGAACAAUGAGAAUCUAAUCAAGGAACGCGAUGUGCUCAAGCGAGAUCUGCAGGGCGAGCAUCAGAGCGCUGAGAAAAACGCCGCCCUAUAUCAGGAGUCCCAGCACGAGGUGCGCGCGCUCAAGGACAUCAUCAGCAGCAUGGACUUGAAGCAGAAAAAACUGCAGGAGGACUUGAAGAAGCAGAAAAAGGAAAAUGCCAAAAAGCUGGACGAGAUUCAGCAGUGGGUUGAUAAAGUCGAUCUGCUGCAAAAUGAAAUUCACCUGAAGGAGAAUCAAGAGAUCGAGCUGAAGCGCACGAUUAGCGAUCUGGAAACCAAGUGCUCCAAGUUCCAGCAACAACACGAUCUUAUGUCCAGCGAGCGGCAGGGUCUGCAGCGUUCGCUGCAAGCCGCGGACGAGGAACGGCAAAAGCUGCGGGAUCAGUUAAAUAAUCUGCAGUCACAGAUCGAGACGCUCAAGGGCAAGAUUAGCUAUCGGGAUGGGGAGCUGAGCAAGCAGCAGCUGCAAAUUGAUCGCAUGGAGAAGGAGCGUCGCCUGCUGCGCAACGAUGUGCGGCAUGCGCAGCUGGGUCAGCAGCACACCAAGGCGGAGCUGCUGGACAAGCGCAAGGAGAACGAUCGUCAUGCCAAAUCGCUGCAGGAGGACGAGCAGCGUUUGGCACGCCUGCGCAAGGAUGUCGACAAUCUGAUGAACGAGAAGAACUCGAUUAGUGCGGCGCUGACCAGGCGCAACGAGGAGUACUCCAAACUGCAGCACAAUUUGGAGAAUCUGCAGACCGCCCACGAUCAGACGGAGCGCCAGUUUCUCCAGUGCCAGGACGAUAUGCGUCUAAUGGGCGUUGAGAUUAAAAACUUGCGCACGGAACGCAAUGUGCUGCGCGCCGAUCGCGAAAGUGCCGCCGAUCUGCGGCAGGAGCUGCUGCAAAUGCAUCGCCUGCUGAACCAGGAGCGCAUCAAGGCGCGCGCCUUGCAGGACGAAAUGAUGACGCCCAUGAAUGUGCAUCGCUGGCGUCUGUUGGGCGGCAAGGAUCCGGAAAAAAUGGAUUUGCUCGAACGCAUACACAUCCUGCGCAAACAGCUGCUCAGCCAGAACGUGGCUGCCCUGGAGCAGGAACGGGCGCUGUCCGAGGCGCAACAGCUCUAUGCCGCACUCAAGGAGUUCAUGCUCAAGCUGCCCAGUCACAAGGUGCAGGCGGAGCUCAAUACUGUCAAGGCCUGCCUAUCCGCCAAGGAUCGAAAGCUGAAGGUGCUCAUGGCCGAGCUGAGUGCCCGGGAGGCUGGCGAGAAAUGCAACGCACAGCAGCUGGUUGAGCUGCGCGGCAGCCUGGCGCAGACCAAGACGCAGCUGCUGGAGGAGAAGCGACGCAAACAGAAGCUGCUGGAGGAGCGUCAACUAUGGGAGCAGAUGCAGGCGCAUUGCUACUCGGCACCGGCGCAGCUGCCACGCACCCUGGGCGCCGGCUUUAAGGUGAUCAGCACGCUGCUCUAGAGGAUUGGCUAA